Messenger RNA from Babesia ovata, 606 nucleotides. Its product is annotated as SCAMP family protein, putative. Bases 1 to 606 code for a protein of 201 amino acids. The transcript is spliced from 6 exons. NCBI's taxonomy places the organism in Eukaryota, Apicomplexa, Aconoidasida, Piroplasmida, Babesiidae. The record is from RefSeq and is a predicted model, not a curated record.
AUGGGCUUUGGAUUGGUGUCUAAAUUGUCACGUCUGGCCGUCAGCCGUUGGUUCAAGAAAGAAGAGGCAACUAUAACAACCGCCGAAAGUGAUACUGCAUCGGAGGAGAACAAUGAAAAUGGUGAAGCAAAUCAAGUCCAAUCGAUUGACUGGAAUGAUCUCAACUAUCCUUGGGGUCUAAACCUUGUGCACUAUAACCGAAAUGAACUGGAAGACGCUUCUGCAAAGGUCUCACGUAUCUCACACAUCGGCACAUUCCUUGUCUAUGGGACGUUAUUACUCAACCUAGUAGACGUGAUGAUUCUUGCGAGCAUGGGAGCUUAUCCAAUGCGAAUACUAUAUAGUUUUUUCGACAUAAUUCUUCUAGCUCCCGUUGUAUGCGCCAAUUUCUACUUAACAUUUGUUACGUUGGCAACAAAGAAUAAGAGUUACCUCGCAUUUUGCACCGGAGCACAUAUACUCAUGUGCCUUCUUUAUUUGACCCUUGCGAUCGUUGGUGAGGGACCUAUAAAUGGUUUUACCAAGUUCACACACUUAAAGAGUGAGAUUGCAGGAUGUGCAGGAAGGAGCUACCUCAAGCGUUUGGACAUGCGCAAUAGUAGUUGA